This is a messenger RNA of Vitrella brassicaformis, 1753 nucleotides long. The record is from the annotation of a GenBank genome assembly. NCBI's taxonomy places the organism in Eukaryota, Vitrellaceae.
AUCGAUGCCGAGCGUAAGCGGGUAUUUGAGGCGCGGGCUGGCGCCGUUGUUGGUGCAUGACAUCGCUGUGGGCUGCCGCAUCGGGCUGUACGAGAGGGCCCGCACCUGCAACUACGUGAGAGCAUGGAAGGAGCCUUGUGGGGGGAUGAGCACGGAGAUCUAUGGCGAGAUGGCAAAGGUGCGACCACACACACACACACACACACACACACACACACCCCCAUCCAUCCAUCCAUCCAUUCUUCUCUCUCUUAUGCGUGUGCAGGGCCACAUAGAGUGGGAAGCGGCGCCUCAGUGGACGUCGCCGGCUUCAUGGACGGACGAUAACCCCCUCAAGCCUAGGAGACUCGUCUGGAACUUCACCAUGAGCGGGGUGACCCCAAUGCACAUUGCAGGCCCUCUCCUUCUCUGCAAAAAGUUCUUAUCUGUCUGUUGCGUGUGUUCUGUGUGCAGUUGAACGAAUGUUUGAAGGAUCCAAAACCGUACACCCUGCCCAGGCUGCCAAACAUACUCGCAGAGAUACCGCCGGGUGAGCCGGGCGACACAUCUACAAGCAGUAUGGUCAUUCCUCUCUCCCUGUCUGACGCAGGUGGCUUCCUGGCCAAGGCGGACUUCCAGAAAGCCUACAAGCAGUUGCCGGUGCACCCCGACGAUCGGCCCUUCCUGUCCUUCCACAUGUCGUCCACUUCCGACUUCCUCUCGUGGCGCGUCCUGCCAUUCGGUCUCAAGACAGGCCCCUCCCUCCUGCUGCGCCACACGGCGGCCAUGCAGGCCUUCAUGCCAUUCGCCACCUACUGCUAUGUCGACGACUGGCUCAUUGGGGGAGAAAAGGCUGCAGAGGGACGGGAGGCGGUGUUUGACGAGCGGCGGGUGGCGGAGAACUUCGGCGAGUUCCGGGAGCUGACGGAGGACCUUGGGUGGCCGGUGCACAAGGUCGUCGAGCCGACACAAGAGCUGGUGGGUGGAGAGAGGGAGAGCGGGAGAGACAGGCGGGGCUUCAUUGUUCGGAUGUUUGUGUGUGUGGUCACACAGACGUAUUUGGGUUUUGAUAUCAACACGCGUCUGCGGACCAUCCGCAUUCCCGACGACAAGUGGCACCGCCUCAAGUGGCGCAUCAUCGACGCGCUCCGGUACGGCACACGGACGCAGAGCGGCCGCGGCAAGUGCGACGUGCGCUACAUCGACGAGCUCCUCAGCGUGCUCCCCUACUUCGCGCCCUUCUUCCCCCCAUCACUGGUCCCUGAGCUCUUCGUGGGGUGCAGCAGCGUCAUGCGCACCGAGACGGAGAGACAGAUGGGGGGCGUGCCGGUGUACCACGUGUAUGGCAGCCGCGAGCAGCGGGGUAGCAGGGAGAUGUGUGAGCUGAGGGGUGCGUUGGAGGUGGCGUACAGAGAUGUGCGGCAGCAGAUUGGGUGGGAUGAGUACAUUAGGGGGGCGGGGAGGAGGGUGGACAGGGACAGGGAGUGGGGGUACCAGACGUGACAGACGUGACCGAGUGACAUGCAUCACUUAUCAUUCAAUCAUGUCAAUGAAUGCAGAAAGUGUCAUCCAUCCAUCCAUCCACUCUUCUCACACGUAAGUAUGGAUCAAGUAUGUUCGGGGGCUGUCAGCAGCUGGCACGGCACAAGGGUAUGCGCUAUUCGCGUCAGUCAGUCAGUCUCAGUCACUCUCUUCGCUGGACAGGCAGGCGGGCUCUCUGUUUGUGCAGUUGCAUGGUCUGAUUAUCGCGUCCUUACCGCCGCCGCCGCCGGCC